AACAACGAGUUCAGCAUGGCGAUUAUUUAUCGGUGAUAGUGUGUGACCAGAUUUGUUUCGUGUGAAAGAUGCUGUGGUGGUUGUAUUGAACGUUCGGACCAACUCCGAGACUCGUUGCUUGGGAUCGCGUAGCUUGGUGUGUGAAAGAUGGCGUGAACUGAAGUGCACAGUGGGAAGAUGCUUGGAAGAUGCGUCUUGGCGUUCUACAGGAAAAAUCACAGCAUUGAUCUAUUUUUCAUGACUUUUUGGACGUAGAAUGGCAGCUCUGUUUAGUCGUAGUGUCCUGAAGGUUUCAGUUGCUCAGAUAUGUCAAAACAUUGGCUGGCACGCCGUGCAUCAGUCAACGUUGGAGUUGCUUGCUGACAUACUUCAUCGUUAUGUACUUGAAAUCGCCAGGACAGCGCAAGCCUAUUCAAAUCAAGAUGGGCGAACCGAGCCCAACUUGGAUGAUCUCUCGCUAGCAUUCAAUGAUCUGGGCAUCCUGCUGAGUGAGCUCGAAGAGUACAUUAACAACGUUGAACCCGUGGCUUUUUCCAAGCGGGUCCCUCACUUCCCUGUUGCUCGGCCCACAAACCUGCCGCACCCCAAACCUGGCAGCCGGGAGCUGCUGCAGAGGCCCGAGUGGGUGCACGAGUUCCUGCCCCCUAUGCACCCUGAGCUGGAAGAGGAGGAAAGUAUGCUCCUGUCUCCUGGGUCGGGCAUUGAUGGCAUGAAAAGAGAUAUGGCUUCCAACAGUGCUGGCGAGGAAAUAUCUUCUCCUCAGGGAAGUCCGCAGCCCACCAAGCGAAAUGCUGAUGGCACGGAGACUCCCAACCCCAAGCGCUUCAGGCUCUGCACGGAGGAAGAAGGCCAGCCCAUGCGAGAGGUGACGAGUGUGUUCAUGACACCUUCGGGCUUCAUCUCGCCAGCUCGAGAGGGCAAGCUGCCAGAGCCGAGUGCUCCAUCGUCAUUCAUCAAAACCCUGCCGGCUGGCAUGGCCUUUGACUCUGAUUCCUCAGACAGUAUAGAUGUACCACACAAGGAAGUGAAGCUGAAGGAGCCCAAGAAAACUAUAAAAGUGAAGAAAGAGGGCAAGGAUGGCAAGAAGGCCAAGGCGAGCAAAAAGGACAACAAGGAGAACACACAUCUGAAGAAGGCUCCUUCGCUUUAUGUCCCUUUCAUGAGCAAAAAGAGUUCAAGCAGCAACCCCAUGCUCAAGAUUAAAAAGAAACUUGCCAAGGGCCUCAAGCUGUCCAAGGAACUCAAGCUGUCCAAGGAACUCAAGCUGUCCAAGGAACUCAAGCUGUCCAAGGAGCUCAAGCUCUCCAAGGAUGGCAGCAGCAAGAUGGCCAAGAUCAAGUCCAAGAACAAGGAGGGAAAGGUGAAGGAAGGAAAGAUCAAAGAGGGUAAGAUCAAGGAAGGAAAGAGCAAAGAAGGAAAGAGUAAAGAGGGCAAGAGCAAGGACAGUUCCAAGUCAAAGUCAAAGAGCAAGAACAAGCUGGGGAAUCCAGGAGGCACAGGAGGCCUGAUGGCCGUGGCCGGGCUGACGCCAAAGCCUGCCAAGAUUAAGUCACUCAACAAGUCCAAGAGUCCAACAGCUUCAAAAGCAGAAAAGAAAGAGAAGAAGAAGCAGGCAGCGGCAGCCGCAGCCGCUGAACCUCCGAUUCCUUUCUUAUUUGCACCGAUGCCGACACCACCUCCCCCCGCACCUGUUGUAGCACCGCCUCCUGCUCCACCUCCUCCCGUCCCUCCACCACUUGUACCAUCCCCACCACCGGUGCUGUCUCCUCCUCACUUGCCUCUCUCAUUGACGUCCAUGAUUCCUCCCUCCAUGCUGUCGACCAUGACACCACUGCAGGUGAUGGCGUGCAAGGCAGAGGAGGAACGCAGCAAGCUGAAUGCAGCUGCCGCUGCAGCUGCUGCUGCUGCGCAGGAAAGUGCGGUGAUUGCAGAUGACCCGUAUGAGGACGAGCCACUUUCUCGCGAGGAGUCCCCAGAGCCGAGACUUGUGAUUGAUGACUCACCUGAGACACUUAGCAAGCAGGAGAAGGAGAACCGGCUGGCCGACAUAGAGCAAUGCAUUGACGCUGUGAUUCAGAAGGCACGCGAGGAAUCUCGGCUUGAAGAGAAGAGGGAGACCUUGGAGGCAGCCAUGUCUGGUAUGCUGAACCGCAAGCUGGAGCCGAGGGAUGUCUACGACUUCACGGACUCUGACUCGUCACCUCCCCCGACGCCCAAGACGCCGGACUUGGUGGGUUCGCCAGCUCCAAAGAAAGAGGUCAAGGAACCUUCACCAGAGCAUAUUCCAGGCCCACCUGUCAACACCGAACAAAAGAAGUCCAAAGAAAAGACUAAGGGCAAGAAGAAGUCAGGCAAGAACAAAUCAACUUCGGGAACGCCAUCCCCCAAGAAGGGGCUUCCAAAGACACCUGAAAUGAAAGCAUCUCCUCUCAUUGCCCUGUCCCAGCGGUCGGAGACAUCCCCAGAACCGGCACCCAGCUUCUCGGGUGUGUUUCCCUUCUCCCAACAACAGCAGCAGCUGCAGCAGCCCCAGCAACAACCUCCUGGUCCCCUGUUCUCGCCGAAGUUUCCUGCCUUUGGGUCACCGCCGACUCAGGGUUUCCUGCCGGCAUUUCCAUUCUCCUCGCAGCUUCGGGCAGGCACAUCUUCCCACUUCCCAACACCCCCGCUGUUUGUUCCACCACCUUCCUCUCGCGAUGACAUGUCGCCAGCAUCCUCACCUACGGCACCUCCCCCUGGAGGAGGCCUUAUGGGUCCUGUGGUGCUUGGUGGGAGCCCCUUCGCUGUCAAGACUUUGGCCGAAAAGAAAGCCAUACCCCCUAUUGUGCCGUCCACGAGCCGUAUGGAUGAAGACAAGCCAUCCUUCCCUAAAUCUGAAAAAGAUGGUGAAAAGUUUUCAAUGGACAAAUACUGGAAGCCUGGACUGAGGAAGGGCAGGCUGUCAGCAGCCGUAAGACGUGUCGUCAAGAGCAAAGCCAAAGAGAAGAAGGAGAAGAAGGUUGACAAGAAGGAGCACGUGAAGAAGAAGCCAAAGGAGAAGCUGAAGGAGAAGCCGCCCAAGGAGAAGAAAGAAGGGAAAGCCAAGCUGAAGGCCCCCGAGAAGACCAAGGCAGAUAAGAAGACGAAAACGAAAGUUGGCAAGGAGAAAGAGAAGAAGAAGGGAAAAGAGGAGAAGAAGAAGGACGAUAGCAUUCCCAAGAUCACUGUGAAGCUUGGAAGCACUCCCAAGCCCAGUGCAACAAAAAUCCUCUUCAAAGCACUGGCCCAAGGCGGUGGGGGCGACUCUCCCCCGGACCCAUUUGCAGCGUCGCCACCAUCCUCUCCAGUGCGAGCCCGCAGCCCAUCACCGCCAGUGCUGACUCCUGUGGCUGUGCCUCCGCCACCCCAGCCGCAGGCAAGUGGCCGGGGCAGCAAGGCAUCGUCCAAGGCCUCCAAGGGUGCGGCUGCCGCACCCCCUGCCUCCCAGCAACCACAGCUGGCCGAGGCCGCCUCUCCUCUCCCCACGGCCAGGAUGGUCAUCACCGAGACCGUUGGCACCAUUGUGGAUGAACGAGGAAACAAAAUCUGGAUAUGUCCCGCGUGCGCCAAACCAGACGAUGGCAGUCCCAUGAUCGGCUGUGACGAGUGUGAUGACUGGUAUCACUGGGUGUGCGUGGGAAUCGUGGUGCCCCCGAAGGAAGAGGAGAGCUGGUAUUGCAACCGUUGCAUUGCCAAGAGGCAGGGGGCCCUGGCCAAGAAGAAGAAAAAGAAGCACCGCAAGGACAAGUGAAGUUGCGGCGCCUCUUUUCCCUGGGAACAGUGGCGCGUUGCACCCCCCAGGUUUUGGAGAAGCACGUCCCCCCCUCCAUCCGAUUCUCAUCGUCGUCUCCCGACCACCCAAUGCACAUUCUUCAUCCCAUUCGUUCAUUUCGUUCUUGGAACGCGCGCCAUGAUCACAAGGCGACCUUGUGGCUGCACGGUGAAACGUGUUGACUGCACCAACCGCUGCCACGCGCGAUGUGCUCCCUCCUUGCUCAUGUACUUCGUUUUCUUUCUUUAUUCUUUAAUUAAAGAAGCCGCUCUUUUCUUUUUCUUUCUUUCUUUCUUUCUUUCUAUUUUUUUUUUUUAAUGGACAGCCCUCAGUGACUUAGUGCUGUGUUGCGUUCACCUUAUUUGGACGGAAGAGAGACAGUUGUUGCCCUGACUUCGGCGAGGUUCCUUGUGCAAGAAAAAAAAGUGGUGCCGCACAGUGAAUCCCGUACCUCGCGGAAAUAGUAUGUAGAACAUAUAUACCCUGGGGGUAAGUCUCUCGUCAUUAUGCCAUUCAUUGUCACUCUUCCACCGUUCCCACGUACCUAGUUUUAGUUGGCGCAUUAGCCUUACUGAUGUUUGUUAUCGAUUGUUACGUGCGCUGUUGGAGGCGUACUGUUUGGUUAAAAAAUUUUUUGCUGACUUGCUGUUUACAAGCGGCCACUGGUCUCCUGCACCACGAGGCUUGUUCGUCCUUUGUGUACCAUUCCUUGUGUUGUGUGUGUUUCAUUGUGUAAUCUUGCCAGGUCCACUCAUAUUAGCACAAGGCUGGGACAUUCAUCUUAGUUACCUUGACGUGGGAUUUAUAACUAGGUGCUGGGCAUGCUGUUUUAUCAUCAUUGUUUUAGUUGUGGUAUUUUGUUCAGACAUUGUUAAUUUCAUUCAUGGUUCCCAUGUCCCAGUGAUCCAUUGUGUUUAGUUCCAUUGAUGUAUUCAAUCCAUUGUUUAGGAGCCCUUGGUUUAGCAAGGUUAGCCUAGCUCUUUUUUUUUUUCUUUGCUGUAAGACAGUUUAUUAGGUAGGAUUUGCUGCUUUAUGUGCACACGCAUUAGUGCUUGCAUGUAAGCUGUGUCAUAGAAUUGUGCUGUCCUAACCUCAUUGUCAGACGUAACUCUAGUAGCUGGUUUCAGAGUGCAGCAGCUGUAAAUAUAGCAUGCGCAUCUAUUUAUUUGAACUACGCACCUUAUUUUACUGCUGUUGGAAACUUAUAUUGGAGGCAUUUUGCUCCUGGCAUCGUUGUUGUGUUCAUGAUUAUAACACUGCAGUUCUAGUGCUGUAAAAAAACAAAAAAAAACAAGAGGUUGAUGUUUCGACGGCAAUUGGCUGGCUCACUUGAAACGUCCAAUGUCCAAAGAUUCGUAGACAUGGUUAGUACCAGUGCAUUGCUGGUGGUGACAUGUCAUGGUGGCUCACAUGUCGCUACUCACGUGUUUGUUCUUGACGGUGUGUUUUUAGCACCCAAACAAAUUUGAGGUUCAGUUUGGGAAGGUUUUGCUUGUGGUUGCUGGUUCAUCCUGUUUAUUUUUGUUUCUACAUGCACAUAUCACUUUGUAGCUUAUGGUAUAAAAUGAUGCAGACUUGCAAUAGUUCAGACUCAGACAAUUACAAAUUCCUGUUGAUUCAAGCAAAUUGCACAGUUGUGGUUGGCCUGCCAUGUUUUUAGUGCAUUUUAAAGCCCCAAUUGUUCUAAAACAACAUGGGACAGGGAUUUUCGUUAAAAAAUUCAUUUUUGCCUUGCCAGGCGGAGGAAUGUGUCCAAAUAUAGUCGACGUGAAGAUGCUAGGUUUGAACAGUUUGAUAUGCAGGCUGCUGUAGUGCUAGUAUGAAGUAGUGCUACCCAACCUGGCCACUUUAGAUUUGACUGGCUAGUUCCUAUCUGGUUUCGUAUUCUUAUUCUCAUAGGAGAUGCUUUGAAAUACAAUUGGUUGUAUUUAUAUAUUGGUGUAAUUACGUCUUGGACUCCAUAUUUUAUUCACCAUUGGUUUAUUCAAACAAACUCUGUAGUACCUAUGAGUUUGAAUUUAUGCGGGUUGACUGUACUGCCCAGCAAAUAGUGCUGAGAAAUUUAGUCUGUAGUUGGGCGGUUACCAUGUAAAUGAAUAGUAGUCGCCAUUUUGCAAUAUUGCAGGAGUAGCUUCUCUAUACAAUCGAAACUUGAUAUUACAAAUUAUUGGAUGUAAUGAAGUGAAUACAAAAUGUUUCUUGCCGCUGUCAAUAUAUAAGAAAUACAUGCUUAUAAGGAAUAUUAAAUAUAACGAAGGUAUUUUCAUGUUGGAUGCAGCUUCAUUAUAACUUGGGUCAACUGUACAUGUUGCUUGUGAAACUUGCCAAGGUUGAAGACUGGGCGUGUUUGUACAGCAUAUUAGAGGUUGGAUUGUGCAACAUGUUGCUGAGAGACACAGAAGGAAAACACGCGCUCUGUGGUGUGUGUUUCUCUUCUGUGUGUCUCGUCAAAAUUUUGUGCAAUUCAACCUCUAAUUUGCUUGUGAAAUGUUUCAACAACCUAGAUUUCUGGAAUGAAUUGCCUUCAGGCUGACUAUCAUUUUUACUUGCCUUUUGUGCAGUGUCACGUCUGUUAAAGCUCUGAUAGCAUCAUCUUUAAACGUUUUCAAAUGAUGGUUUCCUUAUUUUGUUGUUUUUGUACAAUCCUCCUUGCAGACAAAACUUUCUUUUACUUCAUGUGUACAGCUGACAUGACAGUGUGAAAUGUGCAGGCUGGUGCUUUGGUUGCCUCAGUGUCACAGCCAAGAAAGCGGCACAGACGUUUCUCUUCGUACUGUCUCCUUCUCCACCUACUCAGUCAUGAUCUUAGCAACAACGAGAGUUAAACGAAGCCCUGGAUUUUAUUUACACUGCCGUCAUUGGUGGGCCCACCACUGUCUGCCAGCAUUGCUCGAGAAGAUGGGUUGUUGAGCAGCAUGUAGGUACCUGUCAGUUUUUCUGAUGGGUAGCAGUCUGGGUAAAUGAAUUGCUUUCUUUGUAGUAUCUGAUUUGUCACUAGGUACAUUGUGCUCCGUCAUGUACCAUUUGCUGGUCAAAGUUGGCAGGAACCAUUCGUGUCUGGUAGUUCUGAUUGUUCCUGCAUUCUGGGUUGCCUUGUCAUGACAUUGUUUGCCUCUGUAGUUGUGUUCUUUGAAGAGGUGGCUUCUAAACAUCAGCUUUUCGUACAUCUUGCAAGCCCGCUGAUGUACUCCUACUUCCUCGGCUCCUAGAAAAUACAUGCAGUCAAGGUACAGGUGCAAUAAAGGCUUAUUAUGUUGACAUAAAACGAAAGCAAUACAUAUAUUGGUGAAGAUGCUGCACUUUAUUUCUUUUAAGCACAGCCAGUGAGUAAUUAAUUGAUACCUAUAGCCAGCCUCGCGUUGGCUGCUGUACAUAUGGCUUCUUCUCGAACUUAUGUUUGGCGUAAGGCAAUACUUCUCUUCUUGCACUUGUGUCGUUGUGAAGACAAACACCAUGGCCAUUGCUUUAUGAAAAGUGCUAAUAGGGAUAACAGGGUUCGGAGGCACCUGUUUUGCACUCACGGAACCCAUGGGAUGCUACAAGCAGCACCCACUUAUGGAGCACUUGGCUUAGAAGGAGUGGCCUAUCCAAUCAGUUUAGGCAUCAAAAGGUAUAAUUCUAAGCUGCUUUGGCAUUGUCUACUUUUUGAAAAUUAAUCUGGUGCAAGUUACACAUGUUGGUGAAAAAGGACAGAAGUCGGCAGACGCAUAGGGUUGGCCAAGUGUAUUUAGAUGAUGCAACAAGACCGCCUGAAUAGUGCUUCCCGGUCGUACAACUGGGAUAAAAGAGUAUAGUACUUUCUUUCUUGAAAAAAUCGAAGAGAACUACUGUCUGUGCUGCCAAGUUUGGAUUGAGCAGUUUAGUGUUGCUCAUCUGUUUCGGCCAGAGAUCGCAUCUUGCAUGUUGUUGAGCAGCUGGAACAGUGAUGAUGGAUUAUGUACAGGCCACUAAUGCAAACACUGUCCUUGGUCUAGUUGUCUUUUGUGUCUCAGAUUGCAUGUUUUUAUGGUGCUUUCUCUGUCUUUUCUCUCGUGCAAUCCCUCUUGAUUGUAUGAAAACUGAUGCUCCAAUAUGAGAUUUCUCAUAAGUAGGAGGCGCUGUUGUUACCAAGGGUCGGCAACUUAAGUUUGUCAUAAUUUUGCCCAUUUUUGUGCAGUCUGUAUUAAAGAUAGUCUUUUGUGGUGAGCAUUUUAGCAUACAGACGCUAAUUUUGUAACAUGGCUGUAAUUGCUGCUGCGAGCUGUUUGCAAGGAGGGACAGAACAUGUACAACCUUAUUACAGAAUUUUUUUUGUUGCAUAUGUCGCUUUUAGCACUUUGGAAGUUACAUCAAUUGUCCAGUAGUGCUUGUAUUAAUCACGGUUAAAUCAUGAAUUAAAGAUGCUAUUGCAUCAAGGCACGAAGUAAAAUGUUUCUGACAUUCUCGCGAUUGAUAGGGAAAAUCCCUGUGCACUGAAGUGCAAAUUAUAAGCCACUCAGUACAAAAGUUCGAGUAGUAGCUGCUCUUAUAUCUCCUAAAUCCAUUGCAGCACAAAUUUCGGUCUCAUGGCACCUGGUACAUAGACUGCACUCGCUUUUAAACAUAGCUUUUGGUGCAGUAUAAUAUCAGGUUGUUGACUUGGCUGUUUUGUUUUGGUACAUUUUCUGUUUCAUAUGCUGCUUUUGUGGGAGCUUUGGUUGGCAUGAACCACCUGUGCUGUACAUAUUUCGUUACAUCUUGCUUUAGGUAACCAUACUAUUUAGAAGCAGUGGAGAUGCAUUGUUCAAGAUUAUUGCUACUGUUUUUACACUAACAUGAAAAGUUUCUUACUACGGCUAUAGUGGUGAGAAGUCCACAUUGAUUAUCAAAGUGCAUUUUUCUUUUGCAAACAAAAAACACGGCAGUGAGAAAAAGAUAUUAAACUGCAGAGGUGUUAGAAAACUAAGUCUGAAUGUCAUUAUAGCUUAAAGCAUUAAGUCAAGGUCUCUCUGUAGUGAUUAGUGACUCCACAUGUAGAACUUCAUUUUGUAGACAUAUGAAAUAACUGUAGUGGUUGUUGAGUGCUAGCAUGUAUGUGUGCCAUCAAGAAAAGAUCCAGCAGGAAGAAGAAUGUAUAAACGUAACAAAUUGUUAGCCAUCAUUGGGUGCCUUUCUUUGCUUUUGUGUUUGUUGUUCUACUUGUCCACAAUUUCUUCUGUUAUAAUUUAUGCCUUGAUAGAAUUGAUGUCAGUAUACACAUGCUCUGAACAUGUGUGAAUGAUAAUUUUCUGACCCGGGGCUUUUCUCUUUAAUAGCAGUACAGUGUUUGAGUUGCAUGCUUUCGUCGCCUCUGCAACAUGCAAUCUCUCGUGAGCGCUUGUCUUGGUACCUAUGUCCUAAAACUUGAAGAUCAUGUUUGAUCAGGGCUCUAGUUCUUUGAAUUUGAAAAAUAAGAACUGUUUGUUUCAAUGGUGUUUAAACUUUACUAGCGUCGAGUGUGCAGUGGAAUACCUUCCUUCCUUCCUUUCCCAAAUUGUGCACCUUACAAUAUGCUAAAUGCCUGUAAAGCCGUACUAUAGCGAAUAGUCUGUCCUUUGUGUAGUAGCACCAGGUUCACAGGGGACUGUCUGACAUACAUUAUUUCAUGGUGUGUGGCUUAAAACUCGGAUACUUGAUUUCUAUCAUUUUUUUUUUGCACAACCUAUAUGUUAUGCUUGCUCCAGUCUCUCAAGGAAGGAAUGUAUCAUUCAUGUAAAGAGAAAAAAAUCAUCAUAAUCCCAGAACACACCUGCCAUUUGUUCACUCUGCUGUACGAACGACAUUAAAUAUAUUUUAUUCAUUCUGUAA
Molecule: messenger RNA, 9595 nt
Organism: Dermacentor andersoni
Lineage: Eukaryota; Metazoa; Arthropoda; Arachnida; Ixodida; Ixodidae
Biological process (GO): positive regulation of transcription by RNA polymerase II
Cellular component (GO): transcription factor TFIID complex
Molecular function (GO): p53 binding; transcription factor binding; protein heterodimerization activity
Source: RefSeq, a predicted model, not a curated record